GACACAAUCAUUAUUGUUUACGACAUCAAUAUCAGCCAUCGCUUAUCACGGUACAAUUCAAUACGAAAUAAGAUAUCACCAACAAAUUGACAUCAAACAAAACAAAAGAAGACAUCAUUUGCAAUCAAAACAAUAAAGCAACAAAUCUGUCCAAUGUUCACAAAACAUUACCAAACCACUCCAAUUCAUCAUCACAAGCAAGCAUGGAUUGGUCGCGAGAGUAAGUACCUGGAAUCGGCGGCUGGAAUCGGCGGAAUCGGCGGGAAUCAGCUGGAAUGUGGAGGGAGGAGGAGGAGAGGCUUGAGGGCGGCAGGUCAAACGUGGAGGGAGGAGGAGAGAAUGGAGGGCGGCGAGGUGUGGCGGAUGGAGGGGGAGGAGAGGCUAGAGGGCGGCGAGUCAAACGUGGAGGGAGGAGGAGGAGAGGGUGGAGGGCGGCGAGGUGUGUCGGAUGGAGGGGGAGGAGAGGCUAGAGGGAGGAAAGGUGUGGCGGAUGGAGGGGGAGGUGAGGCUGGAGGGCGGCGGGUCGAACGUGGAGGGAGGAGGAGGAGAGGAUGGAGGGCGGCGAGGUGUGGCGGAUGGAGGGGGAGGAGAGGCUGGAGGGAGGAGAGGUGUGGAGGAUGGAGGGGGAGGAGAGGCUGGAGGGCGGCGAGUCGAACGUGGAGGGAGGAGGAGGAGAGGCUGGAGGGCGGCGAGGUGUGGCGGAUGGAGCGGGAGGAGAGGAAGACGACAGUUCUCCUCUAGGGUUUAGGAGGGCAGCGCUUAGGAGGGGAAAAAAGGCAAAAACGGCAGCACUUAAGAGGGCAAAAAAUCGGGGGAAAAAAAUGCGUCCCUGGUGAAUCGAACGCGGGUCGGCUUGAGUGAUUAGGUCAUUUUCGGCUGGGAAACGGGGGGAUAACCCGUCCCAUUUUUCUGAGAAAACGACUAUUAAUGGUUUUCCCAAUUGUAAUAAUUGGGUUUUUCCAAG
Molecule: messenger RNA, 964 nt
Organism: Linum trigynum
Lineage: Eukaryota; Viridiplantae; Streptophyta; Magnoliopsida; Malpighiales; Linaceae
Source: the annotation of a GenBank genome assembly